UAGAAAUACAAGAAGAAGAAAAUUAUAAUUAAAUAAAAUACAUUUUUGAAAACAAAAAAUUUAAUUGAUUAUAUAAAAAAUAAAACAUAAAUGUGUACAUAAAUAAUUUGUAAAAUUCAAUAAUUUACAAAAUAAAAGGAUAACAAAUAAUAUUGUUCAAAAGGAUAUACUUAAGUACUUUAAAAAAAAAUUGUUUACUCAUAUAAUACUUACACACAUACAUGCAUAAAAUUCAAUCUACAAUAAAAGUAUAAAUAAGUGUAUAACAUAUAUAUAAAGUGUAUAAUAGUAUUUGAAUGCCAUUUACAGAAUAAUUUUAUUUACAUUACAAAUAAAUAAGUAGACUCUUCAAAAAAUAUAUAUAUACUUAUAUACUUAAUUAUUUAUGUUUACAAAAUAUUAAUUUUUCAAAAGAUAAAAAGUAAAUUAAUAUUAGAGAAAGGAAAAAAAAAUUAUAAUUUUUUAUUAAUUGAAACUAAGUAAUUUGACUCAAGACAGUGAAAGAGAGAGAGAGGGAGAGAGAAAAGGGGGUAAAGAAUAUUCCAUAUAAAAAGAUAAUACAAAAUGGCCUUAAUAAUGAGAUACAUUGAUAGUAUUAACAGAUAUAUGGAUUCAUAUGGUGAUCCUCGGACGAAAGAUUUUCCAAUGAUGUCGUCACCUUUCCCCACAUUAGCAGUAUGUUUAACAUAUGUUUAUUUUGUGAAGGUUUUAGGGCCUCGGUUAAUGGAAAAUCGAAAACCAUUCCAACUGCAGCAUACAUUAGUUAUUUAUAAUUUAGCCCAAGUGAUAUUUAGUGCAUGGAUAUUUUAUGAAUGUCUAAGAGGUGGUUGGUGGGGCCAUUAUAGCUUCAGAUGUCAACCAGUAGACUAUUCAAACAGUCCUAGGACAAUAAUAAUGGUAAACGCUUCUUGGUGGUACUAUUUUUCUAAAUUCACUGAAUUCUUUGACACGAUUUUUUUCGUGCUACGUAAGAAAACUAGUCAAGUUUCAACAUUACAUGUAAUUCAUCAUGGUUGUAUGCCAAUGUCCGUAUGGUUUGGAGUAAAAUUUACACCAGGUGGUCACAGUACAUUCUUUGGUUUAUUAAAUACAUUUGUUCAUAUUAUUAUGUAUACAUAUUAUUUAUUUGCCGCUAUGGGCCCACAAUAUCAAAAAUAUUUAUGGUGGAAAAAAUAUUUAACUGCCCUUCAAAUGGUUCAAUUUGUUUUAAUUAUGGUUCAUGCAUUCCAAUUACUUUUCAUUGAUUGCGAUUAUCCAAAGGCAUUUGUUUGGUGGAUUGGUAUGCACGCUGUUAUGUUCUUCUUCUUAUUUAAUCAAUUCUACAAAGAUACAUACAAGAGUAGAGAAUUAAGGAGACUAUUAAAAUUGCAGUUAGCGAAAGAAGCCGAAAAUAAAAAACAAUUAGCUGAAAGAGCAAAAGCACAACAAAAUGGAACAUUAAACGGUUACCAAAAUGGUAAAGUAACAAAUGGAUUAAAUGGACAUAUUGUAGAUUCAAAUGGUGUUAAAACAAAUGGACAUGCAAUUCAAGAAACAACAACAACAACAAAUGGUCACAUUAGUAUGAAUGGUCAUUAUACUAAUGGAAUAUCAUAUAAGCAAACAUCACUACCAGAAACGACAUCAACAUCAUCAUCACAUACAACAACAGAAAAUAGUAGAACGAAUACGGGUAAUCCUUUCAAUUAUAGAAAGGAUGAUCUAGAAAUUACACAGAGAAAAAUUCAAAAAUAAUAUUAAUUUAAAUUGUUUUCUUUUUUUUUUGUUUUUUUUUUUUAAUACAAUAAAUAUAAUCUAAAAACAAAUAUAUAAAUAAAAUUUUCAUAUAUAAUUAAAUAAAAAUUAAAAAAAAAAAAUAUUUUUUUUUUUUUUGUAAUUAUUUUAAUAAUUUUAUAUUGUGUAAAAAGUAAAUUUAAUACAUAAAGAAAAAAAAAACAAAUUAAAUUCAAAAUAGAAGGAAAAAUUAAAAAUUAAAAAAAAAAAUUAUAAAUUCACUUAAUUUAAACCCAUUAAUUUUCUUCUUCAUACCUUAAAUACCUUCUAUAUAUUUUAUAGAGAUUAUUUAAAAGAAAUUCAAGGAUAGGAAGAAAAACUGAAAUUCUCAAAAAUUUAUUUUUGUUAAGAUGAAUUUUUGUUAUUUUGUAUUGAUAGAAAUAAGUUUGGAUUUUGAAGAAUCGCUAUUUUGUAAUUCAUCAUCUUCGUUAUCAAUGCCAAAUAACAAUAUUCAUCUCUGAAAUUUUUUAAUUUGUUAAAAAACUCAAAAUAUUUAGAAAAUAACUAUUUUUUUUUUGUAAUUAUUACUUUACUCUUAAUAAUAUUUUUUUUAUUUUCAAUUUAAUAAUUUUUCCCCAACAACUUAAAACAAAAAAGAACAAAUUUCAGUAAUAUUUGAUUCUAGUACAAAUCUAGAUUUAGUUCAAGUCCAGCCUUUAGAAUCUAUACAUUGCAUGUAAAAUAUUAAAGAAAUUGAAAAUUUUAAAUAUUUCCAAGAAUUUGAAAUCGCAUUUUUGUUUUUUUUUUGUUAUUUUUUGUUUUGGGCUCGAAUUACAAGAAUAUAAUUAAAUCGCGCAUUGCUGUGAUAAAAAGUUGUAAGCUUGAAAAUUUGUUUCAAUCUUAAUUUUAUAGUUACCGGGUUAAUGUUGGGCAUUUUAUCUUUCUAUAUACAAUCAUUUUUUUUUUUUUCGUCAUUCAAUUAUGUAAUUUAAUUUGAUUCUAACUUCCAAAUAAAAUUCAUACCGUACAAACAAUUAUAACUACAUAAUUUGUAAUCUAGAAUAAUUAUUAUAGUCUAGAAUCACACAAAUUUAAUGAUGAUGUUUUUAUUUCAAAAAAAAAAAAAUUAGACAAUUUCUAUAUUCUUUAUUAAUUCUAUAAUAAUUUUACCAUUUCAAAAUUUCUAUGAUCUACCCUACAUCCCCAUCCAAUCUAGUCUUUGAGAAAUUUUUUCCCCCAUAUUAAAUUUAAAAAUUUUUAGUUAUUUUUUUGUUGCGUGUACAAAGGAAAUCUGCUAGGUUAAAUUAAUUAAUUAAUUAAUUAAAAUGCUAAAAAACAAAUUUAUUAAAAAUAAAAUUAAACAAAACAAAAAAGAAAUAAUAUUGUAGUUAUUUGUAAAAAUAAAAAAAAGUAAUAAAUUGUAAUUUAAAUUUAACAAAAAUUAAAAAAUUAAUUAUUAUUGUAAAAUAAAAAAGAAAAUUCAAAUAUGAAUGGAAGAUAAAGAUUUCAAUUAGAAACGCAAAAAUUAAUAAAAAAUAAAAUUUGUAAAUAAAAUGUAAAUUUUCAAUGUUAAAUUUUUUCAUUAAUAUUAAUUAUAUAAUUCAUAUUUGUUGAAAUUCUCAAAAAACAAAAAAAAAAUUGUUAAUAUUUUUAUUAUAUAUAUAUAUAUAUAUGUAUAAAUUAUAAAUUGGUUUAAGCAAACUAAAUAAAAUUUUUAUAAAAAUCAAAAAUAAAAUUUAAAUAGAUACUUAAAUUUACUUUUUUAUGUAAUUUUAUUGCAGCAAAUUAAUUAUAAUAAUAUUUUAUUAUAUAAUUUAUACAUAUAUGUAUAUACAUAUGCUAUAUUUAUGCUAUACACAUUUAAUCAUAGGUUUUUUUCUUUAAAUUAUUAAUUAAUUAAUAACAUAAUUAACCAAAUCAAAUAUUUUAUAUUAUUUUAAAAUUUAAUAUUUUAAAGUGAUUAUAAGUAUUUAUUAAGUGAAAAUUCCCAAUAUAAGAAUAAUCAGAAUAACCGCAUAUAAUUAAAAUAAUUCAUUUAAAAAUAUUUAUAUAUAUACAUAAAAAUAAUAAAUGCAAAAUUAUACAAAAAAAAAUUAUUAUAAAAAUGCGAUUUCGGAAAUUUUUGAAAAAUUAAUCGAUUUUUUACUUAUUUUAUAAACUUUUGUAAUUUUGUUAUAAUGAAAACUUUUUUAUUAAAAGCAUAAAUAAAAAAAAUUUAAUUCUAAUAAAAUGAAUUUUUGCAAUAUUUUGAAAUAAAAAUUUUAUAAUUAAAUAUUGAACAUUAAAAAUAUAUAAAAUAUAAAAUAAAAUUAAAAUUAUACAAAAUAAAUUAAGCAAUUAAUAAAAUUUUUUUUUAAUUAAAAUUUUAUUAUUUAAUGUAAAUAUUUUUAAAUAUGUAUGUAUUUAAAUAUUAAGAAUAAAAUUUUAUUAAUUGUUUUAAUUUACCUAAUUUUGUAAAAUUUCUAUUUUGUUAUAUAUAUACUCGUAUUUUUGAGCCAAAGUUUUAUUAUUCUAUAUUAAAAUAUUCAAUAUUCAAUAUUUAUGAAUAAGAUUUAUUUAAUUUAAAAGAAAUGGAAAAAGUUCAAAAUAUUGUUUAAUUUUAUUAUAAUUAAAUUUUAUUAAUUUAUUAGCAAUUUUUUUUAAAUAUUGUAUAAAAUAUAUAGUUUAGUAAGCAAAGAAUUUCGAAUUAAAAAUAAAUUCUCCUUACUAAAGUAAAUAAAUUGAAGUAUAGUAAAAUAUUGAAUUCGUUUAUCGAAAAAUUUUAAACAAAUUUGAAUAAUUUAAAACAAUAAUUUUGAAAUUUUAAAAUUUAAUAAUAUAUUUUAAAUAAAUAUGUAAAUUUUUUUCAUGUAUAAUAAAUACCAAUAAUAUAUAAAAACUUCUCACACCAUUCACUCAAAUAAUCAAAUUAAAAUUUACUUUCAAAUUCAUUUUUAAAUUUAAAAUUUAAUUAUUUUAAAACAUACGCGUAAUUAUAUGUUCUUAAUAAAUCUUUAGAUUUCAAGUUCGAAAUUUUAAGUAUCUAUUAUAGUG
Messenger RNA from Condylostylus longicornis, 4746 nucleotides. RefSeq names its product elongation of very long chain fatty acids protein AAEL008004-like. Gene Ontology annotation, molecular function: fatty acid elongase activity. Lineage: Eukaryota; Metazoa; Arthropoda; Insecta; Diptera; Dolichopodidae. Gene Ontology annotation, cellular component: endoplasmic reticulum membrane. The transcript has 11 exons. The record is from RefSeq and is a predicted model, not a curated record. Gene Ontology annotation, biological process: fatty acid elongation, monounsaturated fatty acid; sphingolipid biosynthetic process; very long-chain fatty acid biosynthetic process. The coding region runs from base 565 to 1734 and encodes 389 amino acids.